CUACCUCUUGAGGCAGCCCAUUCCGUCUGAAGUAGAUGAGGAUGCUAAAGACAGCCCGGUGUCCUGAAGCUGGCGUGCGUUGUAAUCCCGCUCCGCAGAGGCACCUGGCCUCCGUGAGGCAACACAAGUCCGGAGUUUCCAAUAACCAGUAUGCUUUUGACCUCACACCUGGUGGGUCCUGCCAACGCGACGGUCCUGGCGGCCGAGCUCCCAUGAAGCCAGCGCAUUAUGUACAGCGUAGAGGACCUCCUGAUUUCUCAUGGAUACAAGCUGUCAAGAGGCAUCCCGGCGCCACACGACGGUGACCGCGAGGGCCGCCGGCACGCCAGGCCCCGCGCGCGAGCUGGCCAGGGCCUGCUGAAUGGGUGCGAGGAUGGCCCCGCGGGUCCCCCCCCCAGUAAGCCGUCCCCGGGGAAGGGCCACGUGAGCGCCUCGGAAGACAGCCACCACCUACGGAGAGCCCUCGGGGAGCCCCAGAGCGCUUCUGCUUCUAGAGCUCGUGAGGCGGGGUUUUAUCAUCAGCCCGUGCUGAGGUGGUCCUCUCAGCCCCAGACCGCUCGCGACCACGCCUACUGGAGAAGAAAAGGACAGGAGGUCGGUGGCUUGCUGGGGCCAAGGGCCCGAGAAGACCCAGAGGUCAGAGGGAUGGCCCAAGCCCACAGUCUGCCCGUUCACAUGAGGGAGGGCCCAUGGGAAGUUGGAGGAAGGACAGAGAACGUGAUGAAGAAGGCAGUUUGGGAAGAAGAGCUGAGAAUGGCAGGACCUGCCAAGUGGCAGAAUAUAAGCCUGGAGAGCUGGAACCAGCCAAGGAAAUUAGGGAGGCAAAUGUCUGAUGGUGAUGGGGAGAGACUGUUUCAAGAUCUGUACCCAUUCGUGCAAGGAGAACAUGUGCUGAAUUCCCAAAGCAAAGGGAAAUCCCAGUCAUUGCCCAGGGUUCUUUCCCCCGAGGGCCUGAGUUGCAUGGAAAUUCCCAUUCCAUUAAAUGACGGACAUUUUCCAGGUGUUCCUAAAAUGCCAUUUUAUCCCCCAAAUUGUGCGCCAAAUUUGGAAUCCAAAAGGAACCCCGAGAAGGGGGGUUCCUCGGUCCCUUUCCCCCGGCCUAAGUUUGGGAGACCCCUCAAGCCUCCACCUUACGACUCCCACCAACACUCCAGGGCGGGCGUGGAGGCCAGUGACUCUCUGGACAGUCAGCAGGCGGACUUGUGCGUCUCCUACUUGACCAAAUCCAGCGAGCCCCGGCUGGAGCUGUGCGCGCCCGACUCUAGUUUGGAGCCUCCCGUGUACGUGCCUCCGCCAUCGUACAGGUCGCCGCCCCAGCACAUCGCAAACCCCUACGUGGAGGACACAGUGCCUGGGCCCGUGUGUGGUCCCCGUCAGCAGCAGCAUCCGUUGGAGCCGGCCGGUCCCCCUGGCACCGGGAAUGAGUAUGGUGUAAGCCCACACUCUCCUCGCGGGGUCCCUCAGCAGCCCCGGCCGACCACCGCGUACGACGGCUCCGUUCUGUAUAUUCCCUUUGACGACCCACGGAUACGGCAUUUUAAACUGGCCCGCCCCCGGGGUUUCUGUCAAGAAACAACAGCCAACGAGAAGUCCUACAACUCUAGUCCCAGCACUGCCCCGGCCCCCGCUCACGGAAACGGUCAACACGAUGGUGCCGUUUUGAGCCCACAGAGGGUGAGAACCUCGCCGGGGGGUGUGAGCGGCCCGGCCGCUGCUGAACCCAGUCCCUGGUGGCUGUGGGACCAGCUCCCCAGGGAUGCGGAAAAUGGCGCUCCUGACCAAAGGGCCCACGGUGCCGUGGGGGGACAGUGGCCUGCCCUGGACGGCGGCCGGGGCGGGCACACGGAAGGCCUCGUCUCCCCCCCAAGCCCACAGGGCGAGAGUACCUGUGAAACUCGAACCAAGCUCAAGAAGUUCGAAACUGGGAUUCGGACCAAGAAAAGUUCAAAGAAGAAAAUGAACGAGACAGUAUUUUGUUUGGUUUCCAUCCCAGUUAAAUCAGAAUCACAUCUGCCGGAUAUGGAUACGAACAACAAUGACUUAAAACAGGGCACUGAUAAAAGGAAUGGGCUUGAUAAGAGCGCAGCUUUGCAGGAACAAAGUCUGCUGAGCAUGUCUUCCACCGACCUGGAGCUGCAGGCACUCACAGGAAGCAUGGUGGGGAGAACAGAGUUCCAGAAACAAGAUCUGGGGGAACCAGAAGAAGGCAAACAAACAAAUGACCUCAGAUUCAUUCACCCUGCGCAACACAGAGAGCUCAAGUAUUCUGGCUCGUGGCCAGGGCACCAGUACAGAGAUCAGCAAACCCAAACCACUUUUGCAGAGGAGGCCAGAAGCGCGCUGCCCCUCCCCGGUCAGAAGCCGGGAGGCUCACCAAAAGCAGUGCUGACUCCAAAAUACUCAGACCCUCUCGUCUCUGAGGCUCACGCGCCCACGGCGUUAGCUCCCGGCGACCGAAACCAGAGGCCAAGUGCUCAUCACCCGAAAGGCCAAAUGUCCCUCAGCCCCUCCAGCAACAGUGCUUUCUCAAGGACUUCCUCCUGCGUAAGCCAGGCACCUGUUUCAAAAGCCGGGCCCAGUCAGGCCUGCGCCGAGGGCCGUGGCCGCAGAGCCAGCCCCGUGCCCAGGGGCGACGUGGUGAAGGGGGAGACCACCGGCCCGUGCAACAGCAAACAGCUGUUUGGUCAGUUUCUCCUGAAGCCAGUCAGCCGCCGUCCCUGGGAUUUGAUUAGCCAGCUAGAGAGUUUUAACAAGGAGCUUCAGGAAGAGGAAGAGAGCAGUCCUAGCGGCAGCGACGGCGACAGCAGCAGCGAGGACAGUGACACAGAGUGGCAGCCCGAAGGCCGUGCUGAGGCCACGGGCAAGCACUGGGGCUGUGGGGGAGACGGCCAGGCGUGGAAGGUUGAGGAGCCCGGGGCCAGGCCGGGAAGAGCCAAGAGUAAGUCCGAAAGCUGGAGUGAGGGGCAGAAGCCUGGCUGGCCUGGCACCCGUGCUCAGUGCCCGGGCCCCACGGAGGUGGAAGGAGGCCGGGGGGCGGCGGUGGCGGCACACGGAGGCCUGAUCGCCGACGAGGGAAACCAGGAGGUGGAGCGCGCCCUGAACACCGAGCCAGCCGUCAGCCCAGGUCCUGUGAAGAGAGCGGCUUCCUCCAGGUCAGGUGACACAAAACCAGUGCCCUCGUCGGAUCCAGCCUCGCUGAGGCAGCCCCCGGGAAGCCAGGCACUGCCCCGUGUUCCCAUUUCUGCCGAGCUGAGCCCAGCGACCCCUCGGAAGGCCGGUGGCGAGGAGGGGAGGAGCCUGCCGGUCCCGCUCGCUCUCGCCAGCAAACCCCGAGGGCUCUCGGCGCCGGACUUGAGGUCUGUGGGACUGACGCGGGCACAGGAGCAGAGCGCCGGGAAGUCAGAUGCGUCUUCAGGUGAAGCCAGUGCGAUAGAAAUCCCCCCAAAUGAGUCCCUUCAAGCAAGGGCUGCGAGGAUCCUGGGCAUCGAGGUGGCCGUGGAGUCCCUGCUGCCAGGCACCAGGAGAACGGGACAGGACCAGCACCCCGAGCCUGACGGAGGUGGCCGCGGGCCCGAGGCCCCCAGGGAGGAGCCUGGGUCCGGUUCACAGCUGGAUGACCCCGCAGCGUCCCCUGACGCCUUUUACGGCAGGAGAAAGUGCGGCUGGACCCAAAGCCCUCUCUUUGUAGGGGAAAGGGACAGCGCCCGUCGCGCUGCCCUGGCCGCUGAGCCCUCGGGUGCGGACGGGACUGUCCCCAGCAAGGCCCCCAGCCCCGAGCCUCAGUACAGUCCCCAAGAGUCCAGGUCCUUCAAUCCCAAGGACAUGGGGACAAAACCACCCUUCAAGUCCACCCUGUUCCAUUUUAUAGAAAGGACCCCAAAUAUGCCAGGCUCAGAAAAGAGGCUCAGAAGCACUUCCAAAGUGAUUGAAAGUUUACAAGAAAAACUGGCUUCGCCCCCUAGGAGAGCAGACCCCAGCCGCUUGAUGAGGAUGAAGGAGGUGAGCUCCGUGUCCCGGAUGAGGCUCCUGACCUCCCGGAGCGCUGACUCCACGGAGGAGGCCGAGGAACCGAAGGCCGAGAGGGACCCCGGGAUGCAGCCCGGAGGCCCGGUGUCUCUGAAUGCCGGGGACCUGGCUCGGAAGGCCGGGCUCCCGCUCGUGGUCUCCAAGGGCGCCCUCCCGCCGGAAGAAGACGGUCGUCCAAUGGCACACGGGGAGAAGAAGACCGUCCAUCAGGAUUUCUGGUGCCCAGAUUCAUACGACCCUAGCAGAGUGGAGAGGGUGUGAGGAGACGCCAGUUGAGCACGGGACCGCCAGAGUUUACUAACUGAGUGUUCUCUCGUUUAGCCCGACUUGCCCGUGUGUAAGCUGGAGACUACUGGCCCUUCGUGUACCAAAUAACAUCCUUUACCACUGCCACCGAGAACUUCGUCAUCCCCACGGAAUCGCUGUGUGGAAAUAAAGCAUUAGUCCGUUGAAACCAUCUGUUUUUAUAAUAUAAAGAGUGAAUGCCUGUAUUUGGAAGGGAGUCACAUAAACUCUCCUUCAUGACGGGUUUCGCCAAGCUGGUAGAUAGUUUGGUGUUAAUCUGGUUCUAUGUGAAAAUUCAAACGUGAAUGAUUUUAAAAGGACUGUGAAUGUCGUAAAUUCCCCUCUGCGUCUCCACGGCCUGUGGUCCGCGCUUGCGUUAAGGAGUUUGGGACGUGGGCCAACUGCCCAGCGUCCCGGCGCUUUGAGUUUAGGGGAGACGUGAUGAAUACAUCUGACCCAUUUCUAAGCAAUUUGGCCUUCUGCUGCUGCAAGUAACUCUGUUUAUAAGUAGCUUGCCAUCAGAGGAUAAGAGCGAUACCUUUUAAGUUUCUAAAAGAUUAAAACUUGUACCAUAAUGUACUCAGAGCAUUAUUUAUCUGGCAGUGAAAUCCUUCGAUCACUCGCAAACAUGCCACUGUCUGCUUUGCACUCCGUACUAUUUUUAUGUUCUGUAUGGAUGUUUAGAAAUCCUUUAUAUGAGAAAUGACUGCUGGUUUAAAAUAGACCAUUUUAACAAAGUAACUCUAUUUCUUUUUACAAAAAUGCUAUUUUUCUAUGAUGUAAACAAUUGUGAGGUGGCAGAUUUUUAAGGAAGUAUUAUUUUAUUUAAGAGUCUGUAUCCCUUUGUGUGAGAGGAGCCCCCCAAAGGGCUCGGAUUUUGCUUUAAAGCACACGUCCCUUGCCCACUCACACCUCAGCCACUUUUAUUUUAUCUUAGAGAUGUCACUAUAGACAGUUUACAGGGUUAAUAAACUUUUCACGAAGAUGCUUUUGCAAAUGUAGCUGUAAGGUUAUAUUUGAAAAUAACCCUCUUAAAACCAGCCAACAUCCUUACAACUAUUUUUGCUGCCAUAUCCUCUAGGAUUACCAAAAAAACAUGGUUUCAUCUUGAUAGGUCCCAGGAUCAACCGUGGGACCAAACUUUCCUCCCCCUUCCCCCUGCCCCUCUAUGAAAUAUGUAUUUUUAUCUGGGAUGGUCGUUAAUUAUUAGUCUCGGCAUAUUUUUUAAAAGUGCUAGAGACAUUAUAUAUAUGCCAUCACUGAAGUAUUACGAGGCCUAUGCAUUCUGCUGUGUUUACCGUUGCAGUAACGUGCACAGAGUUAAUGGGUCUUCACGCUUCUGCCCCUCCUUUCUAAGUAAGGUGUUCUCGUUAGCGAACACUUCCUGAAUGGGUUCUUGUCGCCUUCCUUCCUCCUUCCCUUUCCUGUCCUUCCUUCCCCCUCUCUCUCUUUCUCUCUCUGUCUCUCUCUCUCUUUUUUUUUUUUUUUUUUUUUUUUGAGAAACCACCUUAUCUAUUUUUAGACAUUUUAAAUUCCUAAAAUGUGAACUGUUGGGUGGUCUGCAAUUUGGCCCGAAAACACCUCCGACCGGGCUUUCAUGGCCCGUUUUUAUCUGUACCAUCUGAUCUGAUUUCCUAAGAACUUCAUGCAUUUGGACUGUAAUAAACAAUACAGAACCGAAGUCGUCCUGAGCAGUCGUCUCAAAUACGCUUCUCUGCAGUCUUGGUCCUUACCCGUUACCCCGAGUCUUCUACUUCCUUCCAGAUUUUGGCUCCUGUGAAAAGUUGUCGUGGGCUCUUGCUUUCCCCGCAAAGGACAUGGGCCAAGUCUCCGCGUUAGGAGUGGCAGAAACUUCUUCCCGGGAAAAGUUUUAAUGGGGAAGAGGUCAGUUACUCUGUUACAGUUGGUGAAUCGCUCAAGUCAUCUGAGAACUAAUUGAGGGGGGCCACAGGGAGGUCUUUGUGGGGGGUUCUUCCCUCUGCGUUGCAGAUGGAAGAAGGUAUACGUGUAUAUAUAUACGUCCACAUAUAGGCACAUACAUAUAUCCAUAUGUAUUCACUCUGCUCUGACUUCCUCCUAAAUUUGCUGAUCCCAUCUAAAAACUUCUUGUAAUCAAAAUAAUUUGAGAUUUAGCUGACUCCUCAAGAGAAAGAAAAGGAUCCUGAAGAGAAAAAAUUAUAGUAACUAGAUCACAAAGCAAAAUUUCUUUCAGUUUCUAUUUGAAAUUGUAUCAUCUUUCUGAAACCAUUCUGAAUUUAGCCACAAUUAUCAAUAUUUAUACUUUGAACCUUAAUUUCUGGAUUCCAGCCUGUAUAUAAAUCUUUGGUGUGUGGCGAGGAGGAUAACUUGGACAAUUUGACUUUUAAACUUGCAUAUUCUGAAGUAAAACAUUAUCUAAUCCAAAAUAGCUUUCCUGGAAGUUUUGAACUUAAUGCUGAUUAUUCUCUUAUUAUUACUGUUUCUCAUACAUAUAUAACUCUCCAUUAUUAUUUGUGGCUGGAAAAAACAAGUGUUCCUAUUUUGUGUUUGUCAUUGUUUUCUCGCACGGAUGCUAACUGGUCGUGUCUCGUACUUUGGGGCUUAUAAAAUUAAAAGCUAUAAUUUUGACCAUUUGGACUAAACGUUACAUGCGGCAUUGCAUAUGAAAUGUAUUUGUCUUUUUUGUUGUGCAGAGCAAGGGAAAGAAUGUUGGUAAUACAGCGUGAGUUCCCUUUUUUUUUUAAGACAAUUUCUAAAUUAUCGAAAACCAAGUAUCUUCAUUUUCCCAUUCAACCUUACGUUUCUGCAGACCGCAGAAAGCCUCCCGCUAAUGGGGCACAGCUCCUGAGUGUGUCUUCAGAAUUCUUUUCCAUGCCGCUUGAAACAUGGAAUUCUUUAGAAGUCCCUUAAAACGCAUCUACUCUCCGAGAUGCUGGUUUCCUCACUGAAGUCGUAGGUCAAGGUUUGGAUCCACGUGCAAAUUCGAAGUAGAACCUUUUCUGUUCUGUCGCACUGUUGGUGAAGUGUUGUUAACGUGGAGCUCAAAUGUGUAAUAACGUGGAUGGCUCCGGAACCAGACCCUGACCGCCUCCUGCAGCCACAGAAUGACUUCCUGUGAUGGCAGCUCGGCCUCGGGCUCCCGACAAGGAAGGGCGAAGCCGAUCCGCUGUGGACACAACUGCUUCCCAGCUCUGAGCAGAAACGACUGAUGGAAAAUCUGAUUCAGCCACCACUUCAUCCAUGACCCCCUCUCCUGCCCCCUCCCCGCCCCAGAGAUUGUGUUUGUGUGUUUUGGCUAUUUUGCUUUGUUUUGUUUUGUUUAAAAUGAUUAAGCAGUACACAAUGAAGUGUCAGGUUAGCAGCUCUUGGAAAGUGACCAGCACAGCAGAACUCCCACCGUCUAAAUAUCUGAGCUUUAGAGAAACACUCCCAGCUUCCCAAGUUCUUGUGAGCAGUGACUUUUGUGUCUGGACCAUUUUCUGCCAGAUCCAUCUGUGCUUAGGGGACGGAAUGAAGGGUGGGAGUGCGUCUCAGGCAGGGCUCGUAGGCCUGGGGGAGUCCUGCGUUUUCUUUUGCUUUUGUUUUUAACAGCAGAUUCUGUACAUCUGUUUGUAGGAGGAGAGUUGCUACUCAGGACAGGAUUUAAGAGACAGAUUCCAAGUGACCUUUAAGAGUCUGCGUGGUGGGAGGCCCUUUUCCAGGAGUGGGGGUUGGCCCACUUUGGGACCCACCAAGUGAAGAAGGAGGGGGAUGAUAAAGAAUAACAUUAAAGAAAGAACACCCCACCCCCUAGCCUGCACGCUUUGUUUCAAAAAAAAAAAAAAAAAAAAGAGGGUUAAGACUACAAUUCGGAUUGAGACCUCUUAGAAAGGUCGAUACGGUCUAGCAAUCUGCCCAUUGAAACAGUCCUUGGGUUCAUCAGCAGUGCGGAGUGGGGGGUGGAGUGCCUGCAGAUUCCUGGCUUUGACUUCCAAGAGCCCCUAUCGCAGUUGUGUUUGUUAUAGAAGACAGGGAGGUCCUGGUUCUAUGGCCUCUGCUCAGUGACUGAAACCUGAACCCGAAGGCAAGUCCAGAUUGUCCAACCAUUCGUGGCAUUGCCUUGACUGGGAGUGAGGAGGAAACACUCGUCAUAAGAUCACCUGUCCUCUUUUCCAUACCGAAGUCAGGUCUGCUGGGGCCUGUGGCUAAGCCGAAGGAGCAACACAUCUCUCUCCUACUACCCUUCACUCCACCCUGUAGCAGGGCCAACAUGCGUGACACUCACUGUCACGGAGCAAGA
This is a messenger RNA of Lynx canadensis (Canada lynx), 8569 nucleotides long. It is a transcript of the gene JCAD, whose product is annotated as junctional cadherin 5 associated. Lineage: Eukaryota; Metazoa; Chordata; Mammalia; Carnivora; Felidae. Gene Ontology annotation, biological process: positive regulation of blood vessel endothelial cell proliferation involved in sprouting angiogenesis. The transcript is spliced from 5 exons. Gene Ontology annotation, cellular component: ruffle membrane; adherens junction. Bases 229 to 4287 code for a protein of 1352 amino acids. The record is from RefSeq and is a predicted model, not a curated record.